CUGGCGAGUUCUACCUAAAAAAUCCCGGGUCAUCUGUCAGUGUCACUUUUCUCGUUUCGCCUGUUUUAUUUGCCACGAAAUGGUUUUGCUGGACAACUCGAACUUUAUCCUGCGUCUGGAGAAGAUCGCGAAUGCGGCCAAGAAAGACUCCUCCUUCACGUUGACAUUCAAACGCUAUGAUGGCCACGAUAAACCCGUGCCUAGAGCAGGACGGCCUCCGCUACCCAAACCGGAAACCUACAUGUGCCUGAUUCGAGCCCAGUCGAAAUCGCAAAAGAUAUCCACCGUUGUGAAGCAGGAGGAUGUGCCCGCCAUGAUGAGCAUGUACUCGCAGUUUAUGAAGAGCAAAAUGGAUGGUCUUAAGCGGGUGAAGAAGGUGAAAAGCAAGGCCAAGGCGACAAAGGGUUAGUCGGGGAGUGUAGGUCUUAGCUAGAUUUAUGUGACUGUUAAAAGAUCUUUCGUUUUAAAUGCAUCAUUUUCUACCAUAAA
This is a messenger RNA of Drosophila ficusphila, 489 nucleotides long. It is a transcript of the gene Srp14, whose product is annotated as signal recognition particle 14 kDa protein. The transcript has 4 exons. Gene Ontology annotation, cellular component: signal recognition particle, endoplasmic reticulum targeting. Bases 80 to 409 code for a protein of 109 amino acids. Gene Ontology annotation, molecular function: 7S RNA binding; endoplasmic reticulum signal sequence receptor activity. The record is from RefSeq and is a predicted model, not a curated record. Lineage: Eukaryota; Metazoa; Arthropoda; Insecta; Diptera; Drosophilidae. Gene Ontology annotation, biological process: SRP-dependent cotranslational protein targeting to membrane.